Messenger RNA from Vitrella brassicaformis, 1872 nucleotides. The record is from the annotation of a GenBank genome assembly. Lineage: Eukaryota; Vitrellaceae.
UCACUCACUCCUGGUCAUACAUGUAGCCGCAUGCGUCGGGCCGCUCGCACCAUUUGUCGUGGCCAGGCCCCACACAAACACCCCCAGCACGAAGAAGAGCAGCUCGAUGUACGAAUACCUGCAGACAGAUGCGCAAGGUGGGGAGGCAGAUGUCGUGCAUUCACCCAUCGUGCGUCGUUCUGGUGGAGCGCACCAUUUGAAGUAGUAGGCCUGCUUCCAGCUGUUUCGCCUGAACCGCCAGUGGAAGCUUAGCGUGUUGAGAAAACCCUUCUUGGACAGCCUCUUCUUCGCUGGCGCCAUCAGAUUGAUUACGGCCGGACAGGCACGCAAGAGACCGGAGUAUGGGAGUCACACAGUUUGCAAGCUUAGCGGACGAUCCUGGGUCUCGACCGGAUGCAUGCACCGCAUGAGCCAUGUCAAGACGAGAGCUCUCCUUGACGACAGGCUUGUUUGUGUUCCACUCUCCAAAUAGCUUUUGUACUAUGUACACGUACUGCACACAACCGAUCAUCCGUCACCGGAGAUGUGAGACACGCUGAGCUUUUGCAGCUCAUCAGACACGGCAGCUCCCUUCCCUCCCUCCCCACCCUCCCCAGCAUCACUAUCGCCCUCCCCAGGAUCACUGCCCUCCAGUUCAUCCUCCGAUGAAGCUGCACGGCAAAGCAGCCCCCACACUUGCACGCGACUGUGAGGAGCAUGCACGCCUGGCUCUGUCACUGACAUGGUGGGUAGAGGUCGUUGUAAUCGGUCGGGUUGCUCCGCUUGCUCUGGGCGGCAGCCUUGGCCUCCCUAAUGUAGUCCUCCUGGACACGAAGCACAUCGGCAGAUGUGGACCCUUCAGUGGCAUAACGGUCCAGCAGAGACCUGAUCGGGUCAGUCGGGAGCAACACACAGAUAUGCAGACACAAAUGCACGAGUGUGCAGGUGCCGUCACUUACUGAUUCAGGCUGACGAAGGCGUGGCCCCACUUGAAGACGCGAAGCAACUCCAUCGCCUUAUCUGCAUGGCCCUGAUGCAUCCAUCCAUCCAUCCAUCCAUCCAUGGGGCCCAUCAAUGGACAUGUGGAUGAUUGCCUGUCAUGUAUCCGCCAGUAGUCUGUGACUCACCGUGAUGUAGAGAGCGGCCGACAGGGCCUCCACACAGGACAGCUCACACGGCCGACCAUAAUGAGCCGGGUUGGCCGCCACCAAAAAGGGUACUACACACACGAAACACGAUGGAUGGAUGGCCCGUGUCGCCUCCUCUCAUGCUGCGUACAUAGUCGUUCGUGUCCAUUGUGCAGUCGCCUGAAGGGCACUUCAUCAAGUCGAUUCCACGAGCAGUCCACCACACACAGACCCUUCUCGCCGACCAAUUGAGCGUCAUCACGGGAGAUGGCGCGCGUGGCAAGCGGACUGAGUGGGGACACACAGAGCAAGCAUGCAUCCAAGAGAUGGCUGCUACAUGUCAGCUGUUCUCUGACGGACUCACCUCAGCACGACACCAUGGAACCGUUGUGAGGUCCGAAGGAGCGAGAUCUUCCUGAGGCGGCACAGCUUCCUACCGCUGCACUUCUUGAUGUCACAGUGACCGAAAUCCUGACGACAGACACAACACACGCGGCGUGACACUCAUGGAUGGUCUUCACUUACCCACAUCGCCAGUUUGAUUUCGGCAUCCUCUGACACAUCCGCGCCGUCAUUUUCAUCAUCCUCCCCGAGAUCUUGACUGCCGCCAUCCUCAUCAGACGCUUCGGCAUCCGGCCUCUUCUCAUCCGGCGCAUCGGGGAAGUUCUCCACAGCGUCAUGAAAACUUUGCUUCCGAUUGGCCACCCCUCUUCCGCCGCGUCCCCUCGACUUCCUCGUCAUUUUGUAUUUGGCUGCUCUUUCCAGG